AUGGCUUUACUAACAUCACAGAAUAACUUUACAGAAGCUAUUCCUUCACAAUUAGAAGUUUUCGAGAUACCUCCAUACCAGUUAGGAGUUGAGUCAAUUUCGUAUGAAGAAUGUCGGCCUACAUCACAAGUAACAGCCUACAACCCAAUAGAAUUUAAUUUGUGUGCCCAGAACGGACUAGAAUACAUCGAUCUCAGACGGUCGAAACUGUAUGUUAAGUUGCGUGUAAAACAUAGCAAUGGAGACAAUAUUGCUAUAGAUUCAAAGGUGGCACCAGUAAAUGGAUUUUUCUAUGCACUUUUUUCUCAAGUCGACUGUUACAUACAAGGUUCACUGGUAUCAUCAAGUAAUACCAACUACUCGUACAAAUGCAUGAUGAAAACGCUACUCGAUUAUGGACAAGAUGCAAAAGCAUCACAACUAACGAGUGCGUUGUUUUAUAAGGACAGAAGUGGACACAUGGACUCAUUUGAUACUAACACGGGUCUUUACGAAAGGAAAAAACUGAUAGGUAAUUCUAAGAGCCUUGAUAUGGAAGGAAUGUUGUUUCACGAUCUUUUUGAAAUGGAUCGUUACUUAUUAAAUAUGGUUGACGUAAAAUUGAAACUUUUCAGAAGUAGACCGAGUUUCUGUCUAAUGUCAAGCGAAGACGAUGCGGACUAUGAUGUUGUCAUUGAAGAUAUUGUCGUUAAAGUGUGUAAAAUUAAGGUCAAUCCAGCUAUAAUUUUUGCUCAUUCGGAAGCAUUGAAAUCAACGAAUGCUAAAUAUCCCUAUACAAAAACAGUAAUGAAACAUAUUACUCUUAUGAUGGGUAGUACGAAUGCAGUGUUGGAGAACAUUUUCCAAGACGUGAAACCAAAACGAAUCAUCAUGGGUCUAACUUCGACAAACGCCGUGAACGGUGAUUAUCAACUUAAUCCGUGGAAUUUUCAACAUUUUGACUUGCAACAAAUAACUUUGUACUGUGAUGGAGUUCCUGUAGAUGGAAUUCCUCUGAAACUACAAUUCAACGAAGACAGGGGUGCAACAAAUGUUGCAGCAUACGUUAAAAUGUUUCAAAACUGUGGAAAGUGGGGCGGAGAUGCGGGGAAUGAAAUAACUAGAUCGGACUUCAACAAUGGAUAUGCUUUAUUCUGUUUUGAUUUACAACCUCACUUUUCAGAUGCCAACUAUCUGUCACUGGUAAAGCAAGGAAAAGUAAGACUUGAAUGUCAUUUUGCAUCACCCUUACCAGAAACUGUCUCUUUACUCAUUGUAGCCGAAAACUCUGGCUAUUUUGAAAUAACGGAAAAUCGUCAGAUCAAAGUAGAACACUAA
Molecule: messenger RNA, 1317 nt
Organism: Mytilus trossulus (common blue mussel)
Lineage: Eukaryota; Metazoa; Mollusca; Bivalvia; Mytilida; Mytilidae
Exons: 1
Coding region: 1-1317 (438 amino acids)
Biological process (GO): deoxyribonucleotide biosynthetic process
Cellular component (GO): cytosol
Molecular function (GO): ribonucleoside-diphosphate reductase activity, thioredoxin disulfide as acceptor
Source: RefSeq, a predicted model, not a curated record